GAAUAUCCAUACUUUAAAUGUGAGAAUAUUUAUUUUUUGGAUGCACUUAAUUAUGUAAAUAAUGUAAUCUUAAAGUAUUUGCGUUUAAUAUCAAACUUUUUGCAAAUAUUGACAUGAUUUUUUAAAUUGUUUUUUUUUCAGAGUUUUAAUUUUAAGUUGGAAUGUUUAGUGUAGGACUGUGGGCUAGUCUAUUGAUUUCAAGAACCAAACAAAGAAUUCUUCAUGAUGAUGAAACUUGAAAACCUCUUUGGAUCGAGUGUUCAGCAGGUCCCCGAGUAGACGGGAGACGGCGGAGCUCUGAUGAAUAUUGAGUUACUCGGGGAAGCGAAUGGGAUGAAACUGGAGGGAGGCAUCUUCGAGGUAUGAACCGUCUCCGAAGCACUUGUGAUCAUAAGCACAGAUUGGUCAAUUCUAGCUUCAAUGUGCAUCCCAACUCCAGGGAAGAAGUAGGAAGACGAAGAUCAAACGCCCAAAUAAAUUUCAAAACGGAGAAUGUUAAUGAUAUUGGCACUUGGGUGCCAUCAGUUGAUAACUUCACCUUUCCGGCUAAUUUGGCUCCCUUUGCAUACUGUGACGCUUCCACUGUUGUUGAGGUGAGUAAAGAUGAAUUCUUGGUGGCAUAUUAUGGUGGCUCAGGUGUGGGAGCCUCUGAUGUCAAGAUUUGGACUCAACGUUACAAGAAUGGAGGUUGGAGUCCCCCUGUUGUAGCGGCUGACGAACCAGAUGUCCCAAUGUGGAAUCCUGUACUGUUGAUGCUUCCUUCUCGUGAAUUGCUUUUGUUCUAUAGAAUUGGGACAAUGAUUCAACUUUCCGGCCAAUGUUUCAAAACAGAUCUCGUAAGGUUCCCUGAAAAUUUAGCAGCUCUUGUGUGGAGUGGAUACAUGAAGAGAUCUUAUGAUGGCGGUUUGACAUGGGCAAAAAGAGAGCAGCUUCCUCCCGGUAUAUUAGGACCCAUAAAGAACAAGCCUUUGUUACUACAAAAUGGAACAUUGCUUUGCGGAUCUUCUGUUGAGAGCUGGUAUUCUAGGGGAGCGUGGAUAGAGAUGACGAGUGAUUCUGGUAGAACAUGGAGAAAGUAUGGACCGAUAUACAUAAAGAAUAACACUCUCGGUGUGACCCAACCUGUUCCCUACCAGACGACUACAAAUGGGACUUUGCGAGUUUUACUCCGCUCAUAUGAUGGCCUAAAUAAAACUUACAUCUCAGAGUCCCGCGAUGGUGGUCUUACAUGGGAUUAUGCUACGCCUACUACUUUACCGAACCAUGAUUCAGGAUUUGACGGUGUUAAAUUGAGUGAUGGUCGGCUCCUUGUAGCCUACACCACAUUCUCAAAAGAGGUUCUCAAUUUGGAAUUGGCACUUUCACAAGACGAUGGAGAAUCGUGGCAUGAUGUCUACACACUAGCGAAUACCACGGAGAAGGAGUUCUCCUAUCCAGCCAUCAUCCAGGCCACUGAUGGAUCAGUCCAUAUCACCUACACCUACAACAAAUCUCAGAUCAAGCAUGUCGUGUUGAAGAAGAUCCCUUGAUGAAGAAAACUGAGCAUAUUGCAACCGGAUGAUCGUGCGCUUUUCUUGUUAGGAUUCAAGAUUCAUGAAGAUUUUGUUUAAUUGAUCUGAACACACCUUCUCAUGGAUUAUAUUAUAUCUCCCAGCUUUGGUUCCUAUAUAUAUGCAAUAUUGUCAUAGCAGUUAGGAUGCCUUGGUCCAAAUAAAACUAUAAUGUCCUG
Molecule: messenger RNA, 1729 nt
Organism: Cuscuta campestris
Lineage: Eukaryota; Viridiplantae; Streptophyta; Magnoliopsida; Solanales; Convolvulaceae
Source: the annotation of a GenBank genome assembly